UUAGUGAGAGCGCGUAUGUUUUGGAUUAGGCCAACCGGCUAACUCAAACAUAUCCAGGUUAUGUUGAACCGGCUUCGUUGUACAGGCCUUUUGUCUAAGGUAAUCUGUCUGGAACGAAACUCUGCUACUGGAACUGCAGCGUUAGUUAGUGCUGCAGGAGCAGAUAGUAUAGUAAGAGUAAGAAAAAAUAAGAAAAUGGAGAAAAGCACAAUUGGUUUCUUCGUGCUGGUGUUAACCAUUGUACAGAUUUCCAACAGUUUAGUUGAGGGCUUGGAAUCAACACAGAUUUAUGACUACACCAAAUAUCACCCCAUGGAUGAGAUAUACAAGUGGAUGGAAGAUGUGGAGCGAGAGAACCCAGAGCUGGUCUCCUCUGCUGUCUACGGUCGCACUUUUGAAGGAAAAAAUAUCACACUGCUGAAGUUUGGACUACAAAACCCAGAGGGCAAAGAGAAGAAGGUAAUAUGGAUGGACUGUGGUAUCCAUGCUCGGGAGUGGAUCGCCCCCGCAUUCUGCCAGUGGUUUGUCAAAGAGAUUGUAACCUCGUAUAAAACCAAUAAGAAGCUGGAGCAGAUGCUGCAGAACCUGGACGUCUACGUUACUCCUGUGAUCAAUGUGGACGGAUACAUGUACACCUGGGUCAAUACCAACACUCGAAUUUGGAGGAAGUCUCGUUCCACCCCUCCUUCGGGCAAUAGCUGCCUUGGUGUUGACCUCAACAGGAAUUUUAACGCCAACUGGGGAACGGUUGGUGUGUCAUUUGACAGUUGUGCAAACACAUACUGUGGGAAAGAAGCCGGGUCAGAGCCAGAGGCUACAGCUGUGAUGGACUUUGUUGGUAAGAUGGUUAAAAAGACUCUGUGUUUUCUCACCAUCCACUCCGCGGGGCAACUUAUACUCUUACCAUAUGGCCACCCUCAGAUCUCUGCACCCAACUAUGAUGAACUGGUGUCAGUGGGGAAGGCAGCAGCAGCAGAAAUGAAGAAGCUACAUGGAAUGGGCUACACAGUAGGAACAUCUCCACAAAUCCUCUAUCCAAACUCAGGCUCAAGCCGCGACUGGGCUCGUCUCGUCGGCAUCCCCUUCUCUUACACCUUUGAGCUGCGAGACAAAGGUGAGUUCAGCUUCUUGCUACCAGAGGAUCAGAUCAAGCCGGCCUGCGAGGAGGCGUACGCAGGAGCGCUGUCCAUCAUCACAUAUGUCCACGACAAGGCCUUUAACAGUGGCGCUAUCCCUAGUGCUGCUGUUUCUGGGGUCGCUAUGGUGAUGUUAAGCUCCUUCAUGGUUGUGUUUCUCACCACAGGGGUGUUGUUGUAAUCAAUCAUACAAUAGUUAAACUUGAACUAAUUUUAUAUUUUACUUACUGAGGCAUUCACCCAAAUUCUAAUAAUGUGGCUAAUUAAGCUAGAUGCUAAAAAAGCAAAAAUAAUUGCACUAUCCAGUAUGAUUCUCAUUAAUUAAUAUGUGUAUAUGUACUUGCACUGGCUAUAAAUGUAUGCAUUCUGGCCUGUAUUGUGGUUGUAUAUGCUGCUCCCAGGCCUAAAAGAGCCUGUAGACUAAACAUGUUCUAUAUUCAUAUUCAAGACUAGAACAAAUAAAAAGCUUUUUAAAAAAG
Notothenia coriiceps (black rockcod) is the source of this 1615-nucleotide messenger RNA. RefSeq names its product carboxypeptidase O (gene cpo). Gene Ontology annotation, biological process: proteolysis. Gene Ontology annotation, molecular function: zinc ion binding; metallocarboxypeptidase activity. The transcript is spliced from 11 exons. Lineage: Eukaryota; Metazoa; Chordata; Actinopteri; Perciformes; Nototheniidae. The coding region runs from base 61 to 1317 and encodes 418 amino acids. The record is from RefSeq and is a predicted model, not a curated record.